GGCCCUGUCGGCCCCGCGCGGGCCCAGUGCUGUGCGGCGCCUCUCGCCUGCCUGGGCGCUUGGGUGGGGGCACGGGGGGCAUGCAGGAGCGCACCGGGGCAUGCAGGCGUGCAUGCAUGAGUGCAUGCGGGGUGACGGGGGCGAGAUGCGGCCGGCGGGCCUGAGGCUGCCGAGGCCGGGCGCAGGUCGCUGAGCGUCUCCCGGAGAGCCGGGGACCCCCGGGGACCCCCCCGCAGCGGGGCUGGGCGCUGCAGCCCUCCGAGCCCCUCCCUCCCGGCCCACCUGGCGUUGCUUUUUCUGCCCCUUCCAUGGAGGGGGUCGGGGCCCCCUGCCCCCCGCUGCCCAGCCCCGCCGGGGGCGCCCAGCCCGGACCCCCGGACCCCCCGGAUCCCCCGGAGCCCCGAACCCCGGCCUCCGACCCGCCCGCCUACCGCCUGCAGGACUUCGACACGCUGGCCACCGUCGGCACUGGUACUUUUGGGCGGGUUCACCUGGUCAAAGAGCGAACAGCCAAGCAUUACUUCGCACUCAAAGUCAUGAGCAUUCCCGAUGUCAUUCGUCUAAAACAGGAACAGCACGUGCACAAUGAAAAGUCAGUCCUCAAAGAGGUCAACCAUCCAUUUCUGAUCCGAUUAUAUUGGACAUAUCACGAUGAACGGUUUUUGUACAUGUUAAUGGAGUACGUGCCUGGAGGAGAGCUUUUCAGUUACUUACGUAACAUGGGACGUUUCAACAACAGCACGGGACUGUUUUACUCCACAGAAAUCAUCUGUGCGAUAGAGUAUAUCCACUCCAAAGAGAUAGUUUACAGGGACCUUAAACCUGAAAACAUACUGUUAGAUAAAGAAGGCCAUAUCAAGCUUACGGAUUUUGGAUUUGCGAAGAAACUGGUAGACAAGACGUGGACACUGUGUGGAACGCCUGAAUACCUAGCCCCCGAGGUCAUUCAGAGUAAAGGUCACGGAAGGGCAGUGGACUGGUGGGCCCUAGGAAUUCUGAUAUUUGAAAUGCUGUCAGGGUUUCCUCCAUUUUUUGAUGACAACCCUUUCGGCAUUUAUCAAAAAAUCCUCGCGGGCAAAAUAGAUUUCCCCAGGCAUUUGGAUCUCUAUGUAAAGGACCUUAUUAAGAAGCUUCUUGUCGUCGACAGGACAAGACGUCUAGGCAACAUGAAGAACGGGGCAGAUGAUGUCAAAAGGCACCGGUGGUUCAGAUCCAUUGACUGGGAGGCGGUACCUCAGAGAAAAUUGAAGCCUCCUAUAGUGCCGAAGGUAUCUAGCGAUGGGGACACCUCCAAUUUUGAAGCUUAUCCUGAAGAUGACUGGAACAAGACUCCUCCCGUGCCUCCUAAGGACAUGGAAAUCUUUAAGAAUUUCUGAAAGGAACUGGAAGAUUGAAGAUAGGAGAGAGUUUGGGGAAGAGCAAUCUGCAUGGAAAUGGAGCAGAUCCUCAUUGAGGAUGAGAUUUUCCGUAUUCGUGUCUGCACAUAUUUAUAUAAAGAGCUCAGCGGGCAGGUGAAGUUGACUUUGAACAGUACAAUCUGGCAUUAGUUCGGUCAAUGCUGUUACCAAGCAUCUACUCAGUUGUGGAUCCAUGGAUUAUAUUGUUUUGUUCAUUUUAAUUUAUAUUCUAGUGUUUCCUGCUCUCCCAGAUUAUUUUGCUUAAUUAUAUCGUAGACUUAACUUUAUAAGUUUAUACUAAACUGUGUCAUUAUAAGCACAAAUUAGUAUAUAUGUAUAUAAAGAAAACAAAAUGACUAAAGCACAGUGGCUGUGCAGAGAUGUAAAUGUUUGUACUUUGCAGAGUUUAUGAUUUUAUUUUUCAAGCAAUUUUUUUUUUAAAGAGGCAGUUCUCUUGGGGGGACAAAUCUUAAAAGAAGUAAGUUUUUUCAUCAUCUUAUAUACAUUUUAUAAUUCUUUA
Ornithorhynchus anatinus (platypus) is the source of this 1917-nucleotide messenger RNA. It is a transcript of the gene PRKX, whose product is annotated as protein kinase X-linked. Gene Ontology annotation, biological process: protein phosphorylation. Gene Ontology annotation, molecular function: protein serine/threonine kinase activity; ATP binding. The transcript has 9 exons. Bases 309 to 1376 code for a protein of 355 amino acids. NCBI's taxonomy places the organism in Eukaryota, Metazoa, Chordata, Mammalia, Monotremata, Ornithorhynchidae. The record is from RefSeq and is a predicted model, not a curated record.